AUGGCUUCCACGGAUGUGCUCUCGGACUCGUACAUCACGCUGACGCCCACAGCAGCGUCUGGCAGCCAGAGGGGAGGCGCACACUCGUCCCCCGCCAGCGACCUACUGGCCCGCAAAUGGGCGGCGGCCGCAAAGCGCAAAGCUUCGACGGAGAUCAUGAAGGUGAAGGAGCCAGAGGAAGACACCGACCGGGACUCGUCGCGAACGGAGACUGACCGCAGCUCGGAGAUUGACAAUGGCGACGUGGUUAGCUCUGACGGAGACGACGUUUCCUCCAGCUCGCGAGUGAUCCCAGAUUCGGACGAGGAGGACGAGGAAGGCGAGGACGAAGAAGAGGAUAAAGACGAUGAUGCCAUACCGACCUACGUGUGUGAGUUGCAUGACCCCAAACCAGUACUCAUCGCCGAGCAGGUUCCAUGCAACCGCGUGGAUAUCAACGCGUGUGCGGCGAGCGAUGGAAUCACAGAGACCUUGCCGUUCCGCUACGAGAUUUCAGUGGGGCGUGUACAGCAAACGUUCGCGUGCUCGCCAUCUAGAGCGUUGGAAGUAUUUAAGAAGAUUUCUAGCGACAAGAAGUGCGCAGAUCAUUUACGAUUCAUUGAGACAAACUGCCUUAAGGACGGAUUUAUCGGAUCCCUAAAGCGGAUGUACGCGUCUCCGGAACAGAUCUCGACUGAAGUGAAGGACGUGCUGGAGGCCAUUUCGGACUUGGAUCCAGUGCUCAUGAACCCAACGUAUCUGAAACUUGUCGGUGCGACGAAGGGGUCGCUUUUGUGUCGAGAAAUUGAAAAGAUCGUGGAAUCACACAGCAAGGCGCCGGGUGCUGACGCCCCGUGUAUGUGCGACACAUACUACAAGUCAGUAAAGCGUUACGGCGACUUUUUCCGCGAACAGGCAGCCACAGCUAACAACCAGUACCGCCAAUCCACUGUGGCCAGCGAGACGCUCAUGAGGUCACGCGGCGUGUUGUCCUACUACACCGACACCAUCUACAUGUUGGACAAGCGCGAGUUCCGCCCAUUACACGGACUCAAGCUGUGCAACGUUUACGGCUUUGGACGUCGCAAACUGUUCGAGAUUGUGCGUGUGUCCCGGAAGCAAUGGUCGGUGCGUCAUGUUGCGUAUGGCGAAAUCUACACGCUGUCGCUGAAGAAAUAUGCUGGCGGUGUGCACCACAUGGUGGCGGUGAGGCGCAUGGUUCCUGACGUGCAGAAGGGAGGUCUACGCCAGGAGAAUGUGUGUUUCGUCAAGAAAUCCAAGAGCCAAGGGUACCGCUGUUUGCUCAACUCGGAGGUGAUAUCGCAGGGCAAAGUCACAACGUCGAUCUCAAUCCAGAAGCCCAAGUCGCCACCUGGGGACCCUGACUUCCACUACGUGACCAUGAGCGAAGUGUCCGGUCCGUCGCCCGCGUCGAUUUGCAGCAGUACACUCAGUGUUCCAUUCGAGCGCUACAAGCACAUCCAGCGUCUGAAUGUGAGCGGUGGUAGUGACGUCGCGACGUACAUUGCACUAGCCGCUAGCUACGACAUUCUUGUAGGAGCACUGAGCUACUGGAUGGAGCGCAAGUAUUGAGAGCGCUAGUAAUAGAUCCUGCAGGGCUAAAGCGAGGUGUAAGUAUAAGGUGUGCAAAUAUUCAAAGGUGUCCGCACCAGGUAAUACCAACUAUUGGAACAAAGGAUUCUGUAGGAAGAGGCUACGUGUGUACACAUGUUCCUACAUGUAUUGGCAGG
Phytophthora infestans T30-4 is the source of this 1730-nucleotide messenger RNA. RefSeq lists its product as uncharacterized. The record is from RefSeq and is a predicted model, not a curated record. Lineage: Eukaryota; Oomycota; Peronosporomycetes; Peronosporales; Peronosporaceae. The coding region runs from base 1 to 1572 and encodes 523 amino acids. The transcript is spliced from 2 exons.